This is a messenger RNA of Aureobasidium namibiae CBS 147.97, 1383 nucleotides long. RefSeq lists its product as uncharacterized. The record is from RefSeq and is a predicted model, not a curated record. The transcript has a single exon. The coding region runs from base 1 to 1383 and encodes 460 amino acids. Lineage: Eukaryota; Fungi; Ascomycota; Dothideomycetes; Dothideales; Saccotheciaceae.
AUGUCAACUUUCAGCUGGCGUCCACCAUCUGUUCCCUUUGAGGCGCAGACGCGUGACGGUCUGCCUUUCACCGUCUGGCACGUCUGCUGCGUCUGCCAGCAACCACGAUCUGCUCGUUUCCACGCCGAGCACUCUGUUGACACAAACUCUCCAGUCUUGCCGCCUCCUAGCAUCUGUCGUCGUUGCGCAUCUAAAUCUCCUUCGUUGCCAUUGCCUCUUUCGCUUCCACCUACACAGGCCUUGGUGCUGCAGAUCUCAGCACCUCAGGCCCCAACACCCCAAGUCUCGACACCUCAGCCAGCAUCACAAAUCUCAGCACCUCAGGCUCCUGCCUCGCCCAGCCCACCACCUCAGCCAGACUUUCGAAACAUUCCUUUCCGUCACGUCAAGCCCUUUGCCUCAGAGCCACAGCACGUUGAGCCUCCUCUUGUGCCUGCUUCACCUGUCAAACCUACCGAACCUUCCAUCGCAUCAAUUCCAACAAUCGAGAUCAUGUCUCCUCAUGGUUCAUCCUACAAGGAGUACCUUCUUGUCAAGAGGGCGAAUGAGCGCACAUCAUCCAAGACCACAUCAAGAGACUACUAUCCUCCACCUGCUCAAGACUAUCCACCACCUUCAAGAGACUAUCCUGCUCCUCGUCAAAACUACUCAGUACCCGGAGAAUAUCCUCAGCCGCUGCGAGGUAGCCCCGUACCCUCCAGAGACUCCCGACCUCCAGCCAGACAGUAUCCUGCGCACUCCAGAGACGUCUUUCCGCCCUUCCAGGACUACCCAUCAACAGUCAGCAGCCGCCCAGAAGCAUUCGAGGACCCACCUUUGUACAGAGAUCCCCCUGCCCCAAUUGCAAGCGUCAGACCAACCAAACGUCGUGUUUCUUUCUCCGAAGAGGACGAGGUUGCCACACUUCCGCCAGACUUGGCUUCUGGACGUGAUGACCAUUCCGUGCAAGGUCUUUCUCGGAUGCGCUUGCAACCUCCCAACAUCAAUGGCGAGCCCUCCGUCCAGGACGACUAUCAGUGCGAGAAACAACGCAACCGCACCUACAUCGAUCCUGCCGAAAGGCCUUACGUCCCAGAACCCAAGCGGACUCCUCUCAGCGAGUCUCCCGCACGUGAGCUUCCUCUCGUAGAAGAGUCUUACGCACAUGGUCCUUAUAGAGCAGAGAACUCACCUACACCAAGCAUGCAAGUUCAUGUUGACAAGGAUGAUUUCGUCUUGGACAAGGGCAGCGAACCUCGCAAAGCUCCUCGACAGUAUGACCCUGGACCAGCAAAUCAGAACGAUCGUACAUGGACGAGAUACGUGACGGUCAAGGAAUACAGGGAUGAGAAGGGACCUUUUGUCGAAGUGGAGGAAAAGUUUGUUUUUGACGAUGAGCGUUGA